Messenger RNA from Anolis sagrei ordinatus, 1102 nucleotides. NCBI's taxonomy places the organism in Eukaryota, Metazoa, Chordata, Lepidosauria, Squamata, Anolidae. The record is from RefSeq and is a predicted model, not a curated record.
GAGUGGAGGCUGUGAGUGUGCAGAGUGUGUGUGCUUGGCUGGCUCCACUUCUGCUUUGCAUUGCCAGUCUGAACCAGCACAAGGCGUAUGCCAGUUGCAGGGCUGGGGUCUGUCCUCUGAUGUUGCCCCACAAGACCCCCUCCUGCCCUCUGUCCGGCCGGCGAUGGCUGAAGGGGUGACCUAUGCUGACCUGAGGUUUGUGAAGAACCCUCCUGGGAACAAGACCCCAAGGGAAGGGCAUGGAGCCGAAGAAGGGGAGCUCACCUAUGAGAACGUCCAGGGGUCGAGUCCAGGGGGGAAAGAGGAGACCCCAGGCACCCCCAAAGAGGACACAGCAUCCAAGCCAUGGGUCAAGGGUGUCACCCUGGGAGCACUGACCACCUGCCUCAUUCUCCUGGCCGCUGCUGUAGGACUCGGGGUCCGAUACGGGCAGGUCUCUGGGCAGUUCCAGCAGGCAUUGCAAGCGCAUGCAGCCCACAGCAGCGCACAGGAAGGGAGCCUGGCGCAAAAGGAGGAUUGGCUGCACCAGGCUUUAGCCGAGCUGAACUCCACCCGGGAGACCCUGAGGGAGAGCCAGGAGGCCACCAAAAACACCCAGGAGCAACUGCAGGAGGCCAAUCGCAACCUCCAUUCCCUGGAGCAGGAGAAGAACCAGGCAGAGGCAGAGCUGAGACGGGCAAACUCCUGCCAGAAGAUAGGCUGCUGCCCGGAUGGCUGGACGCUCUUCCGCUGGAAAUGCCUCUGGGUGUCCCAAGUGAGGAAGAAUUGGGAGAGAAGCCAGGAAGACUGUAGAGAGAAGUCAUCCCAGCUGCUUUUGGCCAAGGAGCCCUGGGGCCUGCAGCAGGUCUGGGCUGCCCUGAGGAGGCCGAAUCACCUGCGCUCCAAUGGAUACUGGAUUGGACUUCGCAAAUUUAACAUGGUUUUUAUUUGGGCCGAUGGGUCACGCUAUGAAGGGACUGAGAAACCUGUGCAGUCUUGGGUUCUGCUCUGUGGAAAAGUGGACCGAGGGAACUUGGUGCAAACGGAAUGUUACCACCUCAAUGGCUACAUCUGUGAGAGGGCAGCCAGCCCCACUGGGCCAGUCCAAGCCCCCAGCCCCUGA